Molecule: messenger RNA, 1513 nt
Organism: Lactuca virosa
Lineage: Eukaryota; Viridiplantae; Streptophyta; Magnoliopsida; Asterales; Asteraceae
Source: the annotation of a GenBank genome assembly
AACUACUUAAAGUCUGCAACCCCCCUUCCCCUCAUCUAAUCCCCACUACAAGUCGCUUCAUUCGUAUAAACAGAAAAAACUCAUGUACACACCAGCUAGUUUUCUUCUUCUCUACCGACAACCUCUCCUCUGAUCUCUCUCUCUCUCCUCCAUCCUCCGCCUGUUCACCGGCUACUUCCAUUUUCUCGGUUCACCAAAACAGCAAAUGAUAGGGUCGGCUGAUAAGAUGUUACCUAUAACCUACUCAAACUCCUCCGCCGCCGUAGACGGAAUAUCGCCGUCGUCAUCGUCGGAUCAAUCACGCCGGAGUAAAAGCAGAUUCAUCAGUAAACCUUCAUGGCUCCUACUCUCGAUAUCUGAUAUGGAGGAUAAAAUACAAUCAAUCAACGGAGAAGACAAGCCAGACACCUUCGGUGAACGCGCCGAUUUCUACUACCGGAAACGCCCUGAACUUCUCGCCCUCCUCCACGACCUCUACAAUCGCUACCUUCACUUAGCCGAUCGCUACACUCGCACUCUCUACAAACACCACCACCACAACCACCACCAUGAAUCACAACCACCAAGUCCGAUUUCAAUCCACACCACCACCGAUUUCUCCGACGACGCUCAAACAACCUCAAUCUCCUACCAACCCCCUGAAAAACAAACUCCCUCAGAUCUCGUAAUAUCCGAACUCGUAAUCAAGUUUAUCGAAUACGAUUUCAUGGUGGAUGAGUUAAAGGUGUGUGAUUCGAUUCAGGAAGAAUCGAGGAAGAAGAUCGAGUUACAGAAAAGUUUGUUAGAUGUUUUGGAAUCGGAGCGUGUAGUGCUAACAAACGAAAACUCUCGUCUCGCUUCGGAAUCUCUCUUCAUGAAACGUAAAGCCGGUGAGCUUGCUCGAUGUGUGUUGCUCGAACGAACCGAAGAUCAACGUGUGUUCAUUCUCAGCCGUAAGAUCGACGAUCUUCAAGGUCAGAUCUAUGAGUUAGAGAAACGAAACAAAGAGUAUUACGAGAAGUUAAUGAAACAAGGUAGUAAGGGAACUGAAGGAAAGAAGAGUAAUAUUAGUAUUAAUAUAAAACGGUUGAUGGUGGGUGGUGGUGGUGGCGGUGGUGGAGGAGGUGGCGGCGGUGGUGGUGGGUGGAGUAGUAGUAGUGUGAGUUGGAGUGGUGGGGAAGAUGAGAUGGGUUGUUCGAUGAGUAGUACAAGUAAUAGUAGCACAUGUACAAGUCUGGCGCAGGUGAUGAAGGACAAGAAGGGUCCACGUGGCGGGGUGAGUGGGAAGAAGGUUAGUGGGUGGUGGGACCGGGUGAAGAAGUUUGAUAUGUUUAUGUGUGGGCCACAUCUUGAUGUUACAUGCUGACGUGGCUUGGCUUAAUAGUGUUAAUCAGUAAUUAGUAAUUACUAAUUAGUAUUUAGUAUUAUGGAGUAUGGAUAUGGAUGUUGUCUCUUUUGUUCAAAUGCGAUAUAUUGGACAUUGCUCCUCUGUCAUGUUUUUCUUAAAGGGAAAAAAUGUUAAAUUUACAGUGGU